GAACUGAGCAGUAAAUAUUUGUUAAGUACCUGAUCCGUGCUGGGCACUGUCCUAACUGCUGGAGCUGCAGCAGCGAAUAACGCAGAAAGAAGUCCAGUCUUCCGGCAAACGGGUGCAGUACACAAUAAGUGGUAUCCUGAUAGAAGAUGGGCAAGGGCUGCAAGGUCGUGGUCUGUGGCUUGUUAUCUGUGGGGAAAACCGCCAUUUUGGAGCAGCUCCUUUAUGGGAACCAUACUAUUGGAACAGAAGACUGUGGAACAAUGGAAGAUGUGUAUAUGGCUUCAGUGGAGACGGAUCGGGGAGUGAAGGAACAGUUACAUCUUUACGACACCAGAGGCCUGCAGGAAGGCGUGGAGCUGCCCAAGCAUUACUUCUCAUUCGCCGACGGCUUUGUUCUCGUGUACAGCGUGAAUAACCUUGAAUCUUUUCAAAGAGUGGAGCUUCUGAAGAAAGAAAUUGAUAAGUUCAAAGACAAAAAAGAGGUCGCCAUUGUCGUACUAGGAAACAAAAUCGACCUUUCUGAGCAGAGACAAGUGGACGCGGAAGUGGCCCAGCAGUGGGCGAGAAGCGAGAAAGUGAGGCUGUGGGAGGUGACUGUCACAGACCGGAAAACCCUGAUGGAGCCGUUCACCUUGUUAGCCAGCAAGCUCUCGCAGCCCCAGAGUAAAUCGAGCUUCCCUUUACCCGGGAGGAAAAACAAAGGGACUUCCAGCUCCGAGAACUGACAAGUCAGUAAUCCCACAAUUGUUUGCUGGCUCGCGGCUGCACUGCAGUGUCUGGGAACAUGGCGUGAGAGUACUGUUUAAAACGGGCCAUCUGGACCCACCUGUGGUCCUUAUGAAACCCGAGGAAGCAAUUUAGUGCACUUUAGGUUAUAAAUAGACUAGUUAAGCUUACUGUGUUUGCUUGAUGUGAAAUAGUAGUUCUUGUUUGAAAUCUGUCCCUGAAAUUAGCACCUUCGUUAUUUAAGUUGCACUAACCAAAACAGUGAAGUCCACAUAGUGUGCAAAUCCAUUAGUGUGUAACUCCCCCAGCCUGUUCCAGAAGCUAGCCUAUUUAUUCUGUGUGACUUAGGAAAGUUUUUUUUUUUUUUUAAGUUUAUAAAAUGACUUUUUGCAUAUGUCUAGAUUGGAUCAAAAACUGAAUAAUUCGGGUACUAAGUAGACUCAGUUUUAUCUUGUGAAGAUUUUGCUAAAGAAAUGUCAGCUUUGCUCAAAUGAUUAUGUUUAGCAUGAUUUGGGGUAGUAUAAGUAGGCUAAUCACAUUCAAAGGCCUUUUUAAAAUUCAGCUGGGCCUCUGUUGAUAAACUAAAUAUCGGAAGGCAAAACUCUUCCUCCUCUUGAAAAGCGGUUACAUGGUUACAGUGAAGCUUCUGUCUUUCAGAAGGAAUACUGAAUCUUUGGAAUUGUGUUCUAGAAGCUCAGCAGGUGCAAUAACGUGGACCCUAAACACCUGAGCUACAGAUGGUGGGCGAGCUGGACGUCUGAGUUUGCUGUGGUUCUCUGAAGAUUUCAGCAAGAUCUGAACACAGUGGCUGCCUCACAUUUAGCAAGGUGACGGCCGGAGGACUAACGCUCAAAGUAGGAUGCAGACUACUUACCGGUUUCAGCUGUGAAAGCAAUUUAUUAUUUCAAUGUGAAUAUGAAGUAAGCUAUCGGGCAUGUGAAAUGCUACAUGUUAAAACAUCAAGUGAACUAUAAAAUCUUACAAUGGAAUACUUUUAAAAGUC
Molecule: messenger RNA, 1729 nt
Organism: Tupaia belangeri chinensis (Chinese tree shrew)
Lineage: Eukaryota; Metazoa; Chordata; Mammalia; Scandentia; Tupaiidae
Gene: NKIRAS1
Product: NFKB inhibitor interacting Ras like 1
Exons: 5
Coding region: 147-725 (192 amino acids)
Biological process (GO): Ral protein signal transduction; negative regulation of canonical NF-kappaB signal transduction
Molecular function (GO): GTP binding; GTPase activating protein binding; GTPase activity
Source: RefSeq, a predicted model, not a curated record